AUGGAAGAGCCGGUGGACGAAAUGAUCGUUGUGCAGAUCAGAGAUUUCCAAACAUUCCGAAGAGUCGCAUCUGAUCCGAUUCUCGUUCAAGGACUGCCAUGGUACGUUUUUUUUCUAAAGAACAAGUAUAAAAAAAAUGUAAAUGCGCAGACUUGUCACGGGCGGCCAGAUUUUCUCCAGCCCGGUUAGCUGUGAAAUUUCAAAAUUUCCUGCUUUUCAUAUUUUUCUAGCGGUUUCUACUAUUGACGAAAAUUCUGCACACGACUUUGUGUAAAUUUUACCUGUUGCUCAACAGGACAUCUCUGGAAAAUGUACUGAAAAAUUUCAAAUUUCAAUGUUUUGUCAUGAAUCGGCGCGGCGCGGAACUAAAUUUGACAAGUCAGCAAAAGCACAACUUACAGGCAGAUGACAGUGAUCAAAAGAACCGACGGAUCUCUGUUUUACAAAGUGGCGGCGAACGAGGAUUCGGCGAGUUCGAUGUGGAGGAGCAUCGCGAGCACGCAGGUCUCUGUGAGAUGCUACGAUGAAAACGGAAAUCAAAUCGAGAACGAGAAGAGUUUGAGCUACGAAGGAGAGUUUGAUUAUCAGCACAACAGCACCGAAGGCUCUCUGGGAGCUCUCGACGAGUACACGGAUCCGAAACGGAACUUUUUGAAGCAGGGAGAGUGUCUGGAGGUCGAGUGCCGACUGAGUGUGAUCAGAACGUACGGAGUGCGUAGAAAGAGAACUUUCAACUACGACGACGAGAAAUCGCUUCUUUUCAACGCGUGCCUUCUGAUCGACGGAAGAAAAGUGUACGUCAACAAGCAGAUUCUGACGAUGCACUCCAAAUUCUUCGAGAAUUUGUUCUACGGCGAGUUCAAAGAGAAAUACAAAGACAUGAUAGAGCUUCCGGAUGUCAAAUACGAUGAAUUCGUCGCUUUUCUGGAUAUUAUUCAUCCGACAAGAGCGGAAAUUCGCGAGACAACCGUCGAAAUCCUUUUGAACCUCGCCGAUCGUUUUCAAACUGAGGAGGUGCUGGCGCGUUGUGAAGAUUUUCUGAUGAACUCGUCGACGAUGGAAGUGGGUAGAAAACUCUUCAUCGCGCAGACUUACAGUCUUUCAGCUCUUUCGGUAAGAUAUAAAAAUUUUUAUAAAAUUUUUAAAAAAAGUAUCUGUUUCAGGACAAGUGCAUAAAGUCGUACAAUAGUCUCAGCGAGAUGUGUCAUCUCAGAAAGUCGGAAUACUACAAUCACCUGAGCAACGAAACCAAGUCGGCGCUUUUGCACCGUCUCUGCAUGACCCGCCGUCCUGGCCGACGUGGACUAGCCGAUGAAUUUGCACGGAUCUAA
Caenorhabditis sp. 36 PRJEB53466 is the source of this 1331-nucleotide messenger RNA. The record is from the annotation of a GenBank genome assembly. NCBI's taxonomy places the organism in Eukaryota, Metazoa, Nematoda, Chromadorea, Rhabditida, Rhabditidae.